AUGGAUUCCUUUAACCCGCUAAUAGGCGUUCGCAUAACUACAAUAGGUCUUGUCGUUGGAGUCAUAUGUUCUGUGACUGUAGCAGCCAUCGCGAUUCCUAUUAUACUCAAGAACGCAGAAGAUCCACAAAAGGUCGCCAAAGCAACACUUCGUGUAGCACUGGAUCGUCUUAUUUUUUACUAUGAAUUAGAUCGGUUUUAUGAUAAACAAGCAACAUUACAUGAUCUAGUCCAGAGUCUCAACGAACAUUUUCGUCAGUCAAACUUAUCGGCCUCAUUCGUGAACUUCAUCAUUUUGAAGUUCACUCACCGACCGUUUUUAAUUGACCCUUUCGAGAAUGAAACGAUCCAAGAUCGUCCAUCAAUUGUUGCUGUAGAAGGAGUCAUCUAUUUCACUCAAAAUCAUACAGGAGUGGAGAUCCUAGCAGCAGUAGAUGAUUAUUCUCGAUAUGUAACUCUUAUCACUCGAGAUGGCAAACCUAGUAGGAGACUGGGAACAUUUUCUCGGUUGUAUUCAUUUGCCACGGAUACAACAGGUGAUGAACUACCAGAGUUCAGGGCAAAAAAGUUAACGUCAAUUGAAGUGGAUCCUGAUAGUGACUCCAUGAUGCCCAAAGAUACAGUGUUAUUCCCGGACAAGAUAAGAGAGCCAUCUGAUAACGGCACUGAUAUCGCACCAGAAAAGCCUAUACGUAACAAUACAAUACUACCUUAUCCGUUGGACAAUAACAACACCCAGACGGCGACACCCAGUCCCAUCCCAAAUAUCACAGCAACACCUUAUCCGUUGGACAAUAACAACACCCAGACGGUGACACCCAGUCCCAUCUCAAAUAUUACAGCAACACCUUAUCCGUUGGACAAUAACAACACUCAGACGGUGGCACCCAGUCUCAUCCCAAAUAUCACAGCAACACCUUAUCCGUUGGACAAUAACAACACCCAGACGGUGACACCCAAUCCCAUACUAAACAGAACAAUAGCAUUUAAUGUAUCGGAUAAUACUACAGGAACUAACACGCCCACAAUGCCUACAUCGAAUGGCGACGGAAACUCAUCAUGUGCACCUUUGUUUACAAUGAACAUCACCAUAGCAGUGGGCCGACCAAUGGCGGAAAACGAAGUUUCAGCAUAUUAUGAUCGAUUUUCUGAACGCAUGUAUUUCUUUUGGAAUCUGUAUGGAUAUAUGCAGAAUCACUUCUGGGGUACGUUUUUUUCAUUUGCGAUGUCAAAUAUGUCAGACGAACCUAUUGUAAUACUCAAUGGUUCCAAUGCACAAGAGAAACGAAUGGAUACUACAGAAUCUACCCCUGUACUCCCUCCACUAAAGCAAACGGUGGUGAUCGCAAUUAGUGGUCGACUCUAUCUAAAGCAAUCUGUUACAAUCAAUGAAGUUAAAGCCGCUUUUCGAAAUUAUACACCUUACAUACCUUUGAGAAGCGCCGAUGGUAUAGUAAACUAUAACGUUAGCGUUUUUAUGGAAGAAUAUUCAAGUUUCCAAGAUAAUUUGUCUACAAAUGACUCGUUGGGAAAUAACAGUUACUCUGUGUGUCUUAAUAUAAGUUGUUACAACAGUAUAAUGUAUUCACUGCCGCGAGAACAUCAAGACUUAUUAACAACUUUUCCGAAAGAACCUUCAAUCUAUCGAAAUAUUUUUAAAUCUGACUUCCAUUUAUCGAUAAGUAUAAAUGAUGAAAAUUAUAUAUCAGCACAAUCUUACAAUCAAUCAGCUGUUGCAGACAGUAUUUAUUAUAAUUUGAUAUACUUCUUUCCUAAUACGAUGAUAGAUGUUGUCGUUUCAACCAUGUGGGACGGCAUAGAAUCAAAUCGACGACGAAGAAAGCGUGAUUCACUACAUCCAACAUCUCUCUUUAUCAAUGGUACUGUUUUCUUUUUAUUGGACUAUACAUCCGACGAAGUUCGCAAUGCGUUUCAAGAUUUAACAUUUCGGUUAGUUGUUCAAUCCAAUAAUGCUAAUACAACAGUAUCGACGAGCAAUAUUACUUUGAGCAAAUCCACGUUUUCAGAUGCAUACCUCGCACAAGUCGUUUAUGUAGACAAUAGUAUGACAAAUUGCGUUCAGAUUCAUUAA
Adineta ricciae is the source of this 2091-nucleotide messenger RNA. Lineage: Eukaryota; Metazoa; Rotifera; Eurotatoria; Adinetida; Adinetidae. The record is from the annotation of a GenBank genome assembly.